CUUACUCUUUCUGUAUGAUUAUCGAUAUCUGCCACUCCAGCAGCGGCACACACACGAUGAUACGCUAUCAUCUCCUGUUAAGAGACUUUGAAACAGCUUCUCGAAUAAAGCGAUCUAACUUGUGCUCCCAUAUAGUUAAUAGCCCGUAAAAUGUUUAUGCCUAGAGCCCUGAAAGUGAAGAGAACAGCAGACGACGCAAACCUUACUUUGAAGAAGAGUAAAGGUCAAGCUGAUCAGGAUCAGACAAAUGGCGAAGGCAGUUCUACGACGCAUGUUGGCCAAGGGCUCAAAGACGGCAAAGUCGAAGAUACCUCAGUAAAACCAGGCAGAGACCCUGUUGCUGUGGUUGAGAUCCCGUUACAAGAAGGGGGACAGGAGUGUUUUUCAAGUGGUACUGAAGAGGAGGAAGAACCAGUGAAAUCGUUCAAAAAGAAUCAGAGAUGGGCAGAGCCAGGAGAGCCUGUCUGUGUGAUGUGUGGUCGCUAUGGAGAAUACAUUUGUGACAGCACUGACAGUGAUGUUUGCAGUCUGGAAUGCAAAGCCCACCACUUAGCACAAAUGGGCCUAGGGACUAGGGCAGAAGUGUUUAUUCAGAAAGACACAAAUGGAGUCAAAGAAAGUCCUCAAGCAGAAUUCACUCCAACCUUUAUAAAUACAUUUGAAUCAAACUAUUCCUACAAGGAGGAUUUGUUCAUAACAGGGCUAAGUGAUCAGCAGGUGCAGCAUAUUAAACAUGAACUGGGGAUUGAAACCCAGGGGACAGAUGUAAAGAGGCCAAUCAUAGAAUUUGAACACUGUGGCUUCCCUGCUACUCUGAACGCCAACUUGAAGUCAGCCGGUUACGACGCGCCCACACCAGUACAGAUGCAGAUGCUGCCGGUUGGUCUCACCGGCAGGGAUGUGAUCACAAGUGCCGACACAGGGUCGGGGAAGACUGUAGCCUUUCUCCUGCCAGUUGUCCUCAGGGCAAUGAAGGAACAAUCACAGAGUGUGGGGAGCCCGGUGGCACUCAUCUUAACCCCCACCAGAGAACUGGCCAUACAGAUUGAGAGACAGGCUAAAGAGGUGGUGAUUGGCCUCCCUAACAUGAGAACUGCCCUGCUGGUGGGCGGCAUGCCUCUCCCACCUCAGCUGCACCGCCUCAAGCGCAACAUUAAAAUCGUCAUAGCAACCCCAGGGCGACUCCUUGAGAUUUUAAAGCAGAAAGCUGCACAGCUGGAUAAAGUGAAGAUUGUUGUGGUUGAUGAGGUUGACACUAUGCUGAAGUUAGGCUUCCAGCAACAGGUACUAGAAGUUUUAGAGCACGUCCCUGAAGGCCAUCAGACCCUCCUUGCAUCAGCCACCAUCCCGAUAGGGACAGAGGAGCUGGCAGCCAGACUGGUGCGUGAUCCAAUUCGCAUUGCUGUAGGAGAGAAGAACCAGCCCUGUGCCAACGUCAGACAGAUCUUACUGUGGGUUGAGGAACCCUCGAAAAAGAAGAAGCUGUUUGAAAUUCUCAAUGACAACAAGUUGUACCAGCCUCCAGUUGUUGUAUUUGUAGACUGUAAGCUUGGUGCUGAUCUGCUAUGUGAAGCAGUUGCCAAGGUGACAGGACUCAAUACAGUGGCAAUCCACUCUGACAAGAGCCAGUUGGAACGUAACCGCAUCCUCAAGGGGCUUCUGGAUGGUGACUUUGAAGUGGUGAUCAGCACAGGUGUGCUUGGCAGAGGACUCGAUUUGGCUAAUGUCAGAGUGGUCGUAAACUUUGAUAUGCCAAACACCAUGGAUGAAUAUGUCCACCAGGUGGGAAGAGCGGGCCGUCUGGGUCACAGGGGAACUGCCAUCACCUUUCUCAACAACAACAACAAACGUCUGUUCCUGGGGGUGGUGAACAGGGUCAAACCAACAGGAACCAUCCUACCCCCACAGCUCCUCAACUCACCUCACCUCCAUGAGCAGCAAAGGAGAGAAAAACAAGCCAAGUUUGGGCCUGUCAACACACUGGUGAACAAAAAUAACCUAAUCGAUAUUAUUAAGAAACAUGACAGACGAAAAAAAUAGUCAUGCAAAUAAUGGCCCCUCUCUGCUGAGUAAAUGCGCAUUAAAAUAUUGGCAAAAGUAUUGUGUGAAGUCAUUUUUGUAUUUCACCUCAUGUAUGGACUGAUUAGGUUUUACAGAUGCAUGUAAUGAAGAGUGCAGUGGGGGAAAGUGCUGAACUAGUGCUGUAUUUUUUUUUAAUUCUAUUACAUAUUGUACAUUUAUCACAUAGUGAUUAUAAUAACGAUGUAUAAUAUAGUGAUGUAUAAUAAACUUGCCUCAUCCAUAUA
Hippocampus comes (tiger tail seahorse) is the source of this 2306-nucleotide messenger RNA. It is a transcript of the gene ddx59, whose product is annotated as DEAD (Asp-Glu-Ala-Asp) box polypeptide 59. The record is from RefSeq and is a predicted model, not a curated record. Gene Ontology annotation, molecular function: RNA helicase activity; nucleic acid binding; ATP binding. The transcript has 8 exons. Bases 151 to 2040 code for a protein of 629 amino acids. Lineage: Eukaryota; Metazoa; Chordata; Actinopteri; Syngnathiformes; Syngnathidae.